GCGUUGCUCAAUGGCGCCCCGGAAUCUCGGACUUUCCGGGGGGAGUUGCGUGAGCGAGGAUUCCCGACGCGACACCAUAAAGGGCAGCUCUCUCCUGGCGCCGCAGUGCACUCCCGAGGGCCCUGCCGGCCAGACGCUUUAGCUGAAAAACCUUCUCAAAAUGGCGUCGUCGAAAAAAACAUACGCCCUUGUUUCCGGCCUUUGCCUCCUCCUGCUGGCGCAACAGGCGAUGUCCCACACAUGGGGACACCACCGGCCGAGCUUCCGCAAGCCGUACGAGCGCUAUGGCCACCGUGGACUGCACGAUGGCUACGGCAGUUACGGGAGGCGAGACGGCGGAUACGGCAGCUCCGUGUCUGUGUCUCCGGCCGCGCAUCAUGGAAGCGAAGGACCUGGCCAAGGGGCGGUCGGCAUUUCGCCGUUCCCGACGGACGAAGGAGUGUUAGGAGCUCCUCCCGUAGCGACGGACGGAGGAAAGGGACACCUCCACCUGGUGGGCGGCAUCGAAGGGCUGACCGGAGCAGAAGCCUCGCCUCCCAGCGCGGGAUUCCCGGGCGAAGACUCCUUGGUGGCCGCCCCUGGGCUAGGCCAAGGAGUCCGCGUCAGUGACAUCGAUCUGAGGGGCGGUCCUGCGGGGGGAGAGUGAGGGCGGUUCCUGAAGCGACGCUUCGAAGAUAAAACAAAACCAACAUGAUGUGAGAGUCUCAAUAAACGUUUUCAUAA
Molecule: messenger RNA, 723 nt
Organism: Penaeus chinensis
Lineage: Eukaryota; Metazoa; Arthropoda; Malacostraca; Decapoda; Penaeidae
Product: collagen alpha-1(VIII) chain-like
Exons: 2
Coding region: 161-646 (161 amino acids)
Source: RefSeq, a predicted model, not a curated record